This is a messenger RNA of Durio zibethinus, 1079 nucleotides long. The record is from RefSeq and is a predicted model, not a curated record. NCBI's taxonomy places the organism in Eukaryota, Viridiplantae, Streptophyta, Magnoliopsida, Malvales, Malvaceae.
AUGGAGAAGGCUAACUGUAGGGUAUGUGUUACAGGAGCCGCUGGUUUCAUUGGCUCUUCACUGGUCAAGAAGCUAUUAGAGAAAGGAUAUACUGUCCACGCCACGUUGAGAAAUUUGGGAGAUCUGUCAAAGGUUGAACUCCUGAAAAGCUUUCCUCAUGCAAACACAAGAUUAGUUUUGUUUCAAGCUGAUAUGUACAAUCCAAAUGAGUUUGAGCAAGCGAUUCAUGGUUGUGCGUUUGUUUUACAUGUUGCAACUCCCUUCCAACACGUUGAUGGUUUUCAGUUUAAGAACACAACUGAGGCUGCAGUUUCUGCAAUAAAUAGCAUUGCAAUGUCUUGUAUAAAAUCAGGUACUGUUAGACGAUUAAUCUACACUGGCUCUGUUUGUUCUGCAUCCCCAAUGAAAGAUGAUGGGAAUGGUUUCAAGGACUCCAUGGAUGACACUUGUUGGACGCCCCUUGGUCUUUCAUUUGCUUACUCUGACGACUUCUUAAAGGAUUACACAGAAUCAAAGACAGUGGCGGAGAAAGAACUUUUGAGCUAUGGGACUAAUGCAAGGGAUGGUGGAUUGGAGGUGGUAAGCCUAGCUUGUGGCAUUGUGGGAGGAGAUACUGUUUUAUCUUAUACCCCUACAAGUGUGGCUACACUCAUUUCACAGCUUACAAAUCAAACGUGGUGUUACCAGGCUUUGAGAUUUGUGGAAGAAACGGUAGGGAAACUUCCGAUCGUACACAUCGAUGAUGUUUGCGAAGCUCAUAUUUUCUGCAUGGAGAAUCCUCCAAUCAGUGGUAGAUUUUUAUGUGCUAGCUCUUAUGUUUCGGCAGCUGAAAUUGCUAGAUGCUAUCAACUAUAUUACCCAGAAUUUCAUGUCAAACAAGAGUAUUUGGUUGGCCCAACAAGAGAUAUCAAGUGGGGCUCGACCAGGCUCAUUGAAAAGGGUUUUGAAUAUAAAUGUGACUUAAAAACGAUAUUAGAGGACAGUAUCAACUGUGAUCUGAAGCUAGGUGAAUUUUCAAUAUCCUGAACUGACAUCUCUUCCAACUGCCAUCCCUUAGAAGUCCAUCCUCUGAAGUCUGA